Molecule: messenger RNA, 1645 nt
Organism: Pocillopora damicornis (cauliflower coral)
Lineage: Eukaryota; Metazoa; Cnidaria; Anthozoa; Scleractinia; Pocilloporidae
Product: gem-associated protein 6
Biological process (GO): spliceosomal snRNP assembly; spliceosomal complex assembly
Cellular component (GO): nucleus; SMN complex
Source: RefSeq, a predicted model, not a curated record
AUGGCGGACAUUAUAAGACAUGUUGAGAGUUGGACCUCUCUUUCUAGCGUUUCUUUGCAAGAAUUCAUUGACAAGAAAAUAAUUAUUUGUCUCUGUGACAACAGUAGGAAAGAAGGAUGGGUACUUGCCAUCGACCCAGUGACAUACACCGUGGUUCUACAAGAAGAAACGGAUAACCUCACCUCCAAGAAGCUGACUUUUAUUCUAGGGCAUGCGAUCACGCGCGUUGUUCAAGAGGAAAAUGGAGGUCCCUGUCCGGCAAAGAUUAAUUUCAUUGAAUUGGGAAACUCUAAGGAGUAUUCAGAAGAUGAAAUUUUGAAACGAAAAGGCGAUCUGAUCGAGUGGCUGACGAAGAAUCGAAUUCCAGUUACGGAAAGUUCGGAAGACAAUGCUGUAUUGUCAGUAAUGGGAGUUCUACUUGUGGAACCUCCGUAUGAUCCUGAAAGCUGCAGAUGUGGCAAUGAAAUCGUGUUGGAUCGUAUUCAGAAGCUUAUACGGGCACGAAAAGAUCACGAUUGACUAAAAUGCUCUCCAGAAAUACUUGAACCCAAGAUUGUUCUUAGUGAAGGCUUGUGCUUAGGAGAGCCUCCUUCCAAGCUAAACCAAAUUUAAAGAAACAGCGGAAAUGGUUAACUCUGCCAUUUUGUGACCACAAAUUUGACACUUUUGAGAAAGUACUUCUCACAUGGCCAUCACCUAAUAACCGAUGUCCUCAUAUAAAAUUGAUCACUCUUUGGGGUUGAAGGGUUAAUUUUUUCAAAUGGGGACACAUAUCAAAGACCCAUUGGGACACCAAAUAUGAGAAACUCUUUCCCUUUACAACUUCCACUAGUCUUUAAUGACUAUCAUAUGCAGAAUGUAUCUCUUUGUUUGUUAUUACCCAAAUAUUUAAAAUAUAAUCUAAUACAGACAUUCCACACAAAAAUGUCUAUUUUGUACUGACAUGCUACCUAACAAAUUUCGAUAUAACCACCUGCAAAGCAUCAGUUAAGGAAAGAAUGACAUCAUAAAUUUUAGAGAUAUAGAGGUCUCAAGAGGCUUUAAUGAAAACCUGAAGCUCAGAAUGAAAGCUUACCAGAGAGAAUUAGUCAUUAGAGACUUCACAUUAAGGACAGUUAAUAAUAGUUUCUGCUGAUUUACUAAGUCACAGUCAUGAGUAAAGACAUACUUCAUAAUAAAGCUGGCCAGAUUGCCUUUUUUUUUUAAGGAGAAGCUGAAUUACCCAACAACCUUUCUACUCCAUAAUUCACAAGAACUUUUCCCUAGAUAUUUAACCCGAAUUGAAUUAUUUACUAAAGUAUGAAACCACCUAAGCUUGGUCUAAAAAUAGUAUUACACAUUUUAAUGAAUAAUAACAAAUAAAAAACUACAUGCCAACUCUAAAACUGAAUAGAGAAGCAUACUUUUAAACUUGAAAAAAGCUGUAUAUAAUAGUAGUGAUUUAAAAUGAAACAUCUUUAUCUUAUGAGAAUUUUCAACUCAUUUUAUUACUUAACACAUUAUACUAGUGGAACAGUGUGAUCACUUAGUGAUUGGGUAUCACAUUAAACUCAACUUUUAUAAUUUGAAAUCACUGUAAUAAUGACACUUUUCUCCACUCACAAAUAAGGAAGAUUGAACAGUUUAAUAAAUACAAAGGUCCCAU